Messenger RNA from Chrysoperla carnea, 2637 nucleotides. RefSeq names its product androgen-induced gene 1 protein-like. The transcript is spliced from 2 exons. The record is from RefSeq and is a predicted model, not a curated record. Bases 177 to 869 code for a protein of 230 amino acids. Lineage: Eukaryota; Metazoa; Arthropoda; Insecta; Neuroptera; Chrysopidae. Gene Ontology annotation, cellular component: membrane; endomembrane system.
AUUAUAUUCUCCAGCGAGUUCUCUUCAUUCAUACACCUUACAUAUUAGUUGUCAAAAAGUGAUUGUGAAUUCUUCUUAUUUAGAUCAAUGAAAUAAAUUUAUUUAGUGUUUUCGUAACCAUAAAAACGUCUUAAAGUUUUCAUUAUCAUAUUUUAUAAUAAACAGUGGUUUUAAAAAUGUUACAUAUAUUGUAUCAUUUAGUUGCUUUUGCCCAUUAUGGGUAUGGUGUUUAUUAUGACUUAAAUCAUGUGUUUAUACCGCACACAAUUCUGAAAACACAAAGUUGGAACUUACCUUUCAAAGGACGUAUAAUAUUCUUAACACAUUGGUGUCUGUUAAUUCAAACGUUUUUCUUUGGAUUGUGCGUGCUGUGCGAUAUCACUGGCUCAAAAACAUUAAAAAAAUUCAAAAAUUUCCUUCACACAACGAUUGCAUUUCCAUUAGCGUUUAUAGUUGGUAUAACAUUUUGGGCAAUAUAUGCCAUCGAUCGUGAAUUAAUCUUCCCAAAAGUAUUAGAUGAAUAUUUUCCCGGAUGGUUGAAUCAUUUAAUGCAUACAAACAUCAUGGUAUUCACCGUCAUUGAGAUGAUAACAUCUGAACGUAAUUAUCCAAAACGUUCGACCGGAAUCAAAACAUUAAUGGCAUUUUUACUGACAUAUUGUAUAUGGAUGAAUAUUAUUUAUCAAGUGACUGGAUAUUGGGUAUAUCCAAUUAUGGAAGUAUUAAGUAUUCCCUUACAAAUAUUAUUUUAUUUACUUGUACUAGGAUUUGGUGUUAGUUUGUAUAUUGUAGGUGAACAUUUUAAUUCGUAUGUAUGGUUAAAAGAUAUAUCUAGUGAACAACGAUCUAAUAAAAAUAAGCGGUCUUAAAUUUUUAUAAUAAAUGCCUUAUAGAUUAAUGUAAAAACAAAAAGCUCUCACAUAAUAGCGACUAUAAUGCCUUAGAACAUUUUUUAGAUAAUACAUUUUUUAACAAAUAUUUCCUUUUUUUAUAUAGAUUUUAAAAAAAAUUGUUGUUGAAACUUAUCCCAGUGAUUUUUCUAUAGGUAUUUUAAAACGGAGAUAUUAUUAUAAUGUAUAAAAAGUUGCCACUUUUAAAAAAAAUUUUCCGAAAAUAAAAUAUAAAAUUCCAUUACUACACCAGUCGUAUAAUAUUUUAUAUUCAAACGGUCUUGGUAGAGAUCUCUACGUAUACUUCGUAUUGCUAUGUAUCCAAUUGGUUUUGAUGACCAAAACCUUUAAAAAAACGCUGCUAUCAAAUAUCCCUAAAUUUAGAGGAAAAUUCAUAAAAUUGGCAACUCUGAAAAAGGUACGAUUAUACAAAUUUGAAACGGUUUAACCAGGCUAUAAUUACUAAAAUACAUGCGUCGAGUGUAAAAAUAAAGUCUACUCACGGAAAAGGGCUUACAGAAUUUACGAUCUAGGAGAUUGCAGUUGCGUUUUUGUUGUUCUUACUUGAUGAUAACACUAGCUCACUCAGCGGUGUUACCCUCGAUGAAAAGAUAUUUUGAGAGUUUUUAUCGUUACUGUGUAAAUUAAUCAAACCUUCUUGAGAUAAAUGUGCUAAAAAUCUAUUUCAAGAAAUUUUACAAAACCUUUUAAAAAAUACGGUUCCUGUAUGCUACCUCAUCGAAAUCGUGCAUUUUUCCUGGAUAAAAAUUCCGAAACUACCACUACCUGUGCAAAUAAUCAUGUCGAUCCUUUGCCCUAUGAAAAUUUAAAACAAAUCUAGCCCACGGUAACCAUACCAGAGUAAAUUCCAAAUUAUAUUCUAUUUCUGUGCCAAAUUUCAUCCAAAUCCGUGCGGUAGUUUUUGCGUGAAAGAGUAAUAAACAUUCAUCCAUCCAUUCAAACUUUAACGAUUAUAAUAUAUAUCAGAUUAAAGUCGUUCAUUUCAGCAAUUUAGCGAAAUUAAAUGUAACGAUGUAUCAUUUUUUAUGCUAUCAGCAUCAAAAACUCCCAAUCAACUCGGAAAUAUUAACUAAAUUAUAAUACUAAUCUUGUUUUUUAAUGUUUUGUAUCAAUUUUCGAUAUAAAAAAGUAAUCUCCUUGGAUUAUUCUUUUAAUGUCUAUGUGCUAUGAAUCCACUGAGCAAAAUUCUAUUAAAGGGUAAUGGAAGAGGGGGAUGGGAGUUUAGGUUCGAUUUGGGCUACAAAGUAAUUAAAUUAAAACUUACUCAAUUCUUAUUGUAAAAAUUGAAAUCUAGUCCUGAAAUAACCUUUUAAACUUUUGUUUGAGUCAUUUUCCGUGAAAAUGCGUUCUUUUUAGAUAACACAACAUACAAAUUAUUUAUAACUCAUAAAAUAACCAAUAUUACUAAUAAAGUAAUAAUAAAAAAUUUUGUGUAAUCGUAUCUUUGUGAUAGAACUAAAUAGAUUAAUUACAAAUUGUUAAUGAAUAAUAAAGACUUCAUUACAUUAAUUAAUAAAACUAUCAAACGUAGAACAAAAUAACAGAAAGAAGUACAUUGUUAAAAUUUAUUACUAUUAUAUGAACAAGAAAACUUAUGCAAUAAGUGCUUUAUAAUGUGAAACUUAGAAUGUGUUCCAGAUUUUCGCUCCAUAAUUUUAAAGUAGCGAUUUUAAUGUAAUAAAAUGAAAAUGAUAAUAUAUUAUCAAAAGUGAUUUUAAAGCCUAAA